AUGGAGGAGGAUAGCAAGCCUAGUAUCGAUGCUGAGAGGAGGCUUAAUCCUUCAAUGAAAGAGGUAAUCCUGAAGAAAGGUGGCAUGAUGAUGGUUAAAAAUGAUAAUAUUGAACUGAUUCCAACUCGUACGGCAUUUAACACGCUGAAAGAGAAAUUAGUUUCUGCUCCUAUUGUUGUGUCACCGGAAUGGGAUAAACCGUUUGAGCUUAUGUGUGAUGCAAGUGACUAUGCAUUGGGAGAGGUGUUGGGACAACGUGUAGAUAAGGGGACUAAGAAUUUGGUAGCGGAUCACUUAUUGAGGCUUGAGAAUGAGAAUGAGGAUAGUGGAGUUCAAAUUGAUGAUGAAUUUCUAGAUGAGCAACUCUUUGCUGUAAGUAAUGAUGAUGGGGUGCCUUGGUUUGCGGAUUAUGUGAACUUUUUGGUUGCCAAGAAAGGGGUGGAAGCAGAAACUACUCCUACAAGUGAUGGGAAUGUAGUAUUGAAUUUCCCGCACAAGCAUAUUUUUACCCGGUUUGGAACUCCCCGAGCAAUUAUAAGUGAUGAAGGGAGUCAUUUCUGCAAUCACAGUUUCACUGCAUUAUGUGCCCCAUAUGGAGCUCGCCACUGCAUUGCAUGGGCCUAUCAUCCCCAAGAAAAUGGCCAAGUGGAAGUAUCAAAUCAAGAAAUAAAGAGUAUACUUGAAAAAACUGUGAAUACGUCAAGGAAAGAAUGGUCAAAGAGGCUAGAUGACUCCUUAUGGGCAUAUAGAACUGCUUUCAAAACACCCAUAGGGAUGUCACCAUAUCUCUUGGUAUUUGGGAAGGCUUGUCCACUUCAUGUGGAGCUUGAACAUAGGGCAUAUUGGGCUGUGAAAAAGCUAAAUGUGGAUUUGUAUAAAGCUGGAGAGAACAGGCUCAUGCACCUGAAUGAGUUAGAUGAGUUCCGAAUGAGGCUUAUGAGAAUGCAAAAAUAUACAAGGUGGAUGGUCAAUGGUUAA
Humulus lupulus (European hop) is the source of this 978-nucleotide messenger RNA. RefSeq lists its product as uncharacterized. Gene Ontology annotation, biological process: DNA integration. The transcript is spliced from 5 exons. The record is from RefSeq and is a predicted model, not a curated record. Gene Ontology annotation, molecular function: nucleic acid binding. NCBI's taxonomy places the organism in Eukaryota, Viridiplantae, Streptophyta, Magnoliopsida, Rosales, Cannabaceae. Bases 1 to 978 code for a protein of 325 amino acids.